Molecule: messenger RNA, 1457 nt
Organism: Suncus etruscus (white-toothed pygmy shrew)
Lineage: Eukaryota; Metazoa; Chordata; Mammalia; Eulipotyphla; Soricidae
Gene: PCED1A
Product: PC-esterase domain containing 1A
Exons: 7
Coding region: 13-1314 (433 amino acids)
Source: RefSeq, a predicted model, not a curated record
CCUCGCAGCACCAUGACCCACCUGCAGGCCUCCGAGGUCCAGCAGCUGCUGCACAACAAGUUCGUGGUCAUCUUGGGGGACUCGAUCCAGCGGGCUGUCUAUAAGGACCUGGUCCUCCUGCUGCAGAAAGAUGCACUGCUCACAGCCGCCCAGUUGAAAGCCAAGGGGGAGCUGAGCUUUGAACAGGACGAGCUGGUGGCCGGGGGCCAGCUGGGUGAGCUGCACAACGGGACAAGGUACCGGGAGGUCCGCCAGUUCUGUUCCGGCUCUGGCCACCAUCUUGUACGCUUCUACUUCCUCACCCGCGUUUACUCUGAGUACCUCGAGGGUGUUCUGGAAGAGCUGGCCUACGGGCCCACCCCGGACCUGGUCAUCAUCAACUCCUGCCUCUGGGAUCUCUCCAGAUAUGGCCGCUGCUCCAUGGACAGCUACCGCAGGAAUCUGGAGCGGGUAUUUGUGCGCAUGGACGAGGUAUUGCCAGACUCCUGCCUACUGGUGUGGAAUAUGGCCAUGCCGCUGGGAGAACGUGUCACUGGGGGUUUCCUUCUACCAGAGCUGCAGCCCCUGGCAGGCUCUCUGAGGCGAGAUGUUGUGGAAGGGAACUUCUACAGUGCUACCUUGGCUAGCGACCACUGCUUUGAUGUCCUGGACCUUCACUUUCAUUUCCGGCAUGCUGUCCAGCACCGGCACCGGGAUGGUGUCCACUGGGACCAGCAUGCCCACCGCCACCUCUCCCAAUUGCUUCUGGCUCAUGUGGCGGAUGCCUGGGGUGUGGAGCUGCCCAAGCAUAACUAUCCCCCUGAUCCAUGGAGUGAGAACCGUAAGGAGGCAGAUCAUCUGUUCCAGGAGAGCUAUGGACAGUCCUCAGACUACAGGGAGCAACUGGCCUUGACCCCACCACCACCCACUUCCAUACCCUCUUCCAUUCCUUUUCCCUACCCAAUGACUCAGUCUUCAUAUCCUCCCCAGUACCCACCCCUGCCCGAGGAUUCCUCAUUUUUCCCAGGCCAGUCCUUCCCACCCCAAAACCUCUACAAUUACGGUCCAACAGAAGGCUUCUCGGGGCCACCCCACUUUGGAUAUGGCUCUGAAGCAAAUUUUGUGCCUGGCUCCCGGUCACGUCUGGUCUCCAGCUCUCCCCCUCGUGACCAGCACUGGGGCCCAGCAGUUCACCGGGGGAUGCCACGCUAUGUACCUAACGGCCCCUACCAUGUGCCAAGGAAAGGGGCACCAUGCAGGCAACGGCUCAGAAAUUCAGACAGACUGAUCCACUCAUACAAACUGGACAGACGGCCAGCCCGUUCUGGAAUGUGACCUGUGUAGAUAGUUCACAGGGGUCUCAAUGUGCUGAUGGCCCCACUGAUCCUGCUUGCCACCCCAAAUGCUAGGCUGGGGUGUCUGCCCUCCCUAGUGUUGUUCUUGUCCACUGCUGUCACCAAUAAAAGCAUGGAAGAACA